ACGGCCCGCCCGGCGCUUCCCGCCCCACCCCGCGCCCCGCCCUAAGAUGGCGCCCGGCGCUGAGGCGAGUUCCGGUGCCAGCAUGGCCGCGACGCGGCUGGAACUGAACUUGAUGCGGCUCCUGAGCCGGUGCGAGGCGCUGGCGGCGGAGCGGCGGGACCCCGAGGAGUGGCGGCUGGAGAAGUAUGUGGCUGCUCUGGAGGACAUGCUCCGGGAGCUGAAGAAGCAGGCCAGCAAGCCAGCCCCUGAACUGCUGAACGAAUACACUCGUAAAGUGGACUUCCUGAAGGGACUCCUAGAAGCUGAAAAAUUGUCUUCAUCGACAGAAAAGGCUCUGGCAAACCAGCUGCUGGCUCCUGGGCGCACCCCGACGACGGCCAAGGAGAGAAUCCCGGCCACCAAAACCGUCCACCUGCAGACCAAGGCGCGCUGCACGGGCCAGAUGAGGAGCGAGCUGCUUGGCACAGACCCCCUGGCUGCUGAUGAUUCUGAGGAGUUGAACAUAAGGAAGAGAAAAGGCUUUACAUCAGAUGAGAAGCAGUCAGCAGUGGAGCUGGAUGCUGUGCUUCAGCACCACCAGGACAUGCAGGAGAAGCUGGCUGAGGAAAUGCUCAGCUUGGCUCGCAGCCUCAAGAACAACACUCUGGCUGCCCAGAACGUGAUCAAACAGGACAACCAGACACUGACACACUCCCUCAGGAUGGCAGACCAGAACUUUGAGAAGCUCAAGGACGAGUCUGACCGCCUGGAACAGCACGCCAAGAAAUCUGUCAACUGGCUGCUGUGGAUAAUGCUCAUUGUCGUUUGUUUUAUAUUCAUCAGCAUGAUUCUCUUCAUCAGGAUUUUCCCCAAACUGAAAUGAUUCUGUUUCAUUGUAUUUAAAGCUGCCUGCAGUGCAGUGGGAAAGCUCAGCUGGUGUGAGAACUGUCACAGUCAGAGUCCUUAAAGAGGACAUAGAUAGGCCUGUCCAAGGCCUGCCUUGGAUGUCCUCCCCGUGCAGGCAGUGGAAGGUUUCCUGGGGAAGGCUUUCCACACUUGGAUCCUUGUUUACUUGGUGGCUGUUGUUGCCUCUUGAGGGGAGAGCUGAGGUAACAAUGAGAAUUUACACUGAACUGCUAACAAGUUCUUUAGUGGAUAAAUGCAAUCGUUUUUAAUGUGGUUGUGACAAAUGUUAUGACUCCUAAAAGGUGUUUAGUCAAUACAAAUUUAAAUAACAAUUGAAGUCUUAACUUUUUCCUGUCUUUACAGCUUUUCUGUAUUGACCUAGGAGCUUGCUGCCAACAGGAUAUUUAAUUUCAGUUCUGUACACACACAGCUGCAGGUGUAGGAAGAGAAUUCUGCUGUUCAGGUGCUUGCCUGGCUCAGAUUCAGAGUAUCAACAGGUAAAAGUCUUCUCAGGCUCACCUUUUGCCCAGAUGAGUAUUUGGGACUUUGGACUUUACCAUCUUCUCCAGUUGAGACUUAAUACAGGAGUUCUGUGCAGUGUUUACUUCCCUUUUGUGCGUGCAAAUGUUCUCACCUCUCAUUGUUGUGCUGAUGCUGUUGCAUGAAGGAAACACAGUGACCCUGCCACCUUGGAAUUGUACACACAGGUGGCACAGACCUCACCUGUGCAAACAUGCUUGGGCUGGAAGAUGAUGGCAAAGGAAGGUAGUGUCUUCAAGAUGGAAAUAAUUUAAAAAAAAAUAUUCAGCCUUUCUUUUCUGAGCAAAUUAUUUCUG
Cinclus cinclus is the source of this 1721-nucleotide messenger RNA. It is a transcript of the gene USE1, whose product is annotated as unconventional SNARE in the ER 1. Gene Ontology annotation, biological process: retrograde vesicle-mediated transport, Golgi to endoplasmic reticulum. Gene Ontology annotation, cellular component: SNARE complex; endoplasmic reticulum. Gene Ontology annotation, molecular function: SNAP receptor activity. Bases 47 to 862 code for a protein of 271 amino acids. The transcript is spliced from 8 exons. The record is from RefSeq and is a predicted model, not a curated record. Lineage: Eukaryota; Metazoa; Chordata; Aves; Passeriformes; Cinclidae.